GUCUUUUUGCCUCUACAAAUUAUUCAACAUAUACAGCAUCUGUAUUAGCUGUGCCCUGGUCUCACAAGUGAAAAUGACUGGAGGUUAUGAAGUGGAGCAGUUUGUGGAUACCCCAGAUGAUGAUCUGAUUUGUGUCAUCUGUAGAGCUGUUCUACGCUGCCCUGUACGACUUAAAUGCAACCAUGUCUUCUGCAAGGAAUGCAUUUUACAGUGGAUGAAAAGACAGGUGAAAUGCCCGUUUAAACUGAGUAAAUCCAUUGGCCGUUUGGCAAUCAAGUGUCGAAAUGCGCAGCAGGGCUGCAGGGCCACUUUCCGGAUUUCUAACGAGUACCUCCACAUCUCCAGCUGUCCGUAUGAGUGGCAGCUCUGUCCCCAUGAGGGCUGUGGGCAGCAGGUGCUGAGGAAGGACGCGCAGGCGCAUGAUCAGAGCUGCAGCCACUGGCGACAGCUGUGUCCCAUGGGCUGCGGCACGCUGCUCGUCCGUGAAAAUCAGGCCCAACAUAACUGCUACCGAGAGCUGCAGCAGCGUUAUGUAGCCGAGCGGCGGAGGCAGAGGGCCAUCGCAGCCAACCUGCGCAGGAAGAUGCAGCGCAUGCAGAGCCGGAUGGCACAAAUAAGGAGGCAAAUAAACCUGAUGUGUGAGAGCCUGGAGGUUGGCGAUCUGGAAAUUGAAGAAGGGGAGGGAACCAGUGCUUGGACAGAUGCUAAUGCCGCCAGUCCGAGCAGCAGCAGACACCGUCACACUAACAGCAGCAGUUCAAGAGUCAGAUAUAUAUAGCGUAAAUACCUUUCAGAAUUCAAAGAGAGCAUUCAAGUUAGUCCUUUAUGUGUGCGGUUUUAUUAAAUGUGUCUUUCCACUUUUAUAGUCAUCUUAAAGGGAUAGUUCACCCAAAAAUGAAAAUUACUUGCAUCUUUGUUUACUCACCUU
This is a messenger RNA of Sinocyclocheilus anshuiensis, 928 nucleotides long. Its product is annotated as RING finger protein 151-like. Gene Ontology annotation, molecular function: zinc ion binding. The transcript has 4 exons. NCBI's taxonomy places the organism in Eukaryota, Metazoa, Chordata, Actinopteri, Cypriniformes, Cyprinidae. The record is from RefSeq and is a predicted model, not a curated record. Bases 74 to 778 code for a protein of 234 amino acids.